AUGGCUUCCGCCUACGCCAUGCCUCCCUACCAGAGUAACACGCAUCUUCCUCCCAUUAACUACGCCCAACUCCCACCUGCCGGCCAGAACUACAUGCCCCAACAAUACCGAAAUGACCUCCCGCGUUACAGCUCUGCGCCCUCCAAUGCACCUGUCCCAUCUCCUGCUCCUGAGAACAGAUACAUGGCCCCUCAAGGCUCCAUGGGCGGUCUGCCACCGUCGUCUGCGUUGCCGCAGCCCCAUAACCCGGCGCAACAACAGCAGCAGCAGCAACAGCCACCUCCUCCACAAGGCUACCAGGGGCCACCGCAGCCGCGUCAAGCCUACCCGCAGCCUCUGGCCCCUGCACCCCCGCGUUCGGAUACUUUGGGACCCCCAUAUGGCCAGCCGGACACUCGUCAAGCCGCCUGGUCUCAGUCAGAACCCAUGCCUACCAUGACCACUGAUGUCGGGCGCGAUCCCACGCGAACGCACGUGGUGGGCUCUCAAGGACGGAGAGGUAUUCUGCCCAGCGCGCCCGGGCGCCCUCCCGUGAUGCCCAAUGGUAUCAACGGCUCGCAGAAGAGCAACGCCGUCCCUCAGAAGGAUGCUGAUGGAAAAUUCCCCUGCCCAAACUGUACCAAGACUUAUCUUCACGCGAAGCAUUUGAAGCGGCACAUGUUGAGACAUACUGGUGAUCGGCCGUACAUGUGUGUCCUCUGUAACGAUACGUUCUCUCGAAGCGAUAUCUUGAAGCGGCAUUUUCAGAAAUGCUCGGUUCGUCGUGGCAACCCGACGGGAGCGAGCCACUUGUCCAACCCUGCUGCUCAUAUCAAAAAGAACCAGCAAAAGGCAGCAACUGCCUCGCCAGCAAGUGCCACCACCCCGAACGCGGUCAUGCAAAACCCUCCAUACACCAGUGCUGCCAUGCCCAACACUUCGGCGCCGACCACCAGUGCCCCAGCCCCUGGAAUGGCCUAUCCGAUGCAACCCAAUGGUCCAGGCGACAUGCAGCGUCCGGGGCAGCCCAUGCAGCCUGGAUCUGGACCGGCCGGCAUGGACCCCAAUGCCAAUAACUCGUGGUCGAUGCACAAUGCCCGAAGUAAUCCAAUGAUGUAUCACUCCAACGCCACACCUCCUGAUCACUAUGGCAUGCAGCCCGGUGGAGGGGAGGAUAAGCGCAAUGUCAUGCCUGGCCCUCACCAUAUCGGGGAUGAGUGGAACCAUAUGUUUCCAUCAGGUGGCAAUGAGGGAUACAUGAACCCCAUGUUUGGCGGUUAUGACCAAUCCCAGAAUGAUGUCAAAAAGGAUUAUGAAACACAUGAAGGUGGAUCGAAUGGUUACUACAUUCCCUCUACGAGCCUUGGAGCUGACGGUACGCUUGGACCCCCUCUCUGGAAUCUGCAUGCAUCUCGGCAAGACUUGUUCCAAGCCAAGGUGAACUCGCUAUUAACGUUUGUCUUCCCUGGGGGGUUACAGGAAUCGCACCGAGACCCACAAAAUGAUUUUUUCAGGUCCUGCCUGACCGUCGAAGCCAUCCAGCAUUUUCUCGAUCUCUUUCCGAAUUUUCAAGGUCAUUUCCCAUGGCUUCAUUUACCGACCUUUAAUUUCCUGACCGCCUAUGACGGCCUCAUCCUUGUCAUCAUCUGCAGCGGGGCUGUGUACUCUGACCGCGUGACGCAAACUCAGGUACGGGCUUUGAUGCAACUUGUCAAGUCCGGCAUCGACCGUACAUCACAACUUCUACAUAACCUGGAGCCGGGAGUCGCAAGGAACCGGCUGUCGAUGACCGGGGAGACGGAGUUUGAAGAACUCCUCGCGCUACAAAUUUUGCAGAGCUUGUUCGUUUGGCACGGAGGGCCCGAUGAAAGAGCUCUUGCCCGUGCAGAAAGUAAACGAGUUCUGUAUCUGGUUCGACAGCUCGGCAUGUUAACUUUGGCUGGCCCAGAGGAUCAACUUAGCUACAGUUAUCUUCACAACCUUCAACCUGGUCAGACUGCCCAACCGUGGCGGUGGGAGUGGCGUUCCUGGGUGGAGCAGGAAAAGCGGUCCCGGUUGAUGUUUAUGGUCUUCUUGUGGGACGCGGCCAUGUGUAUCUACUUCAACGUGGCCCCCCAGUUCUCGUCUGCCGAGAUCAAACUACCCUUGCCUUGCGACGACGCUGCCUGGGAAGCUCCAGACGCCGAAACCUGUGCUCAAGCCCUCGGCCUCCGCGGAGCGGAUGCCCAAGCGAGGAUCAACAUCAACGGCUCGCUCCGACUGAAACAACUGGAGAUGCACCACGCCAUGAGUGCCUUGCAUAGUUCGACCGUAAUCAUGCAACCGCGAACUACCAACGUUUAUUCCAAGUUCAUCCUCAUCCACGCACUUCAUGUGGAAAUCUGGCAGGUUCAGCGCUCAAGAUUUUUCUUCGGUUCCUCGGAUUCCCCCAUGACACGUCUCAAAAAACCAAAGGUGUCACCAGAGGACGCAGAUAACACGUACAAAUCGAUCAAUUCUGCCCUUGCCCGCUGGAAACAAGCGUGGGACCAGGACUAUGCGUUACAAUAUCCUCCAGGAAGUGGCGACCACAUUCCAAAGCGUAUCGGUUUCUGCCGGGACGGCGUCCACUUUUACUGGCUCGCUCGUGCCUUUAUGCAGCCAAACCGAACCCAAGAUUGGCAGCUUUCUGCAGACGAUCGACUCCGGCAAGUGCUGCACGGGCUGAAGAAGGCCAGAGAAUGGAGCCGGACUGACGGUGCCCAACGAGGCGAAGAACCUGGCAGUGUGGCUUAUAUCGAUGACAAUUAUGCACAGGAGACCCUGGAGUUGGACAUGAAGCAACUCUUCAGACCUCUUCACACUCUUGGCGACAGCCCCAUACCCGUGGGACAAUCAUAUUCCACCGACUAUCGAUGA
Messenger RNA from Fonsecaea erecta, 2877 nucleotides. RefSeq lists its product as hypothetical. The record is from RefSeq and is a predicted model, not a curated record. The coding region runs from base 1 to 2877 and encodes 958 amino acids. Gene Ontology annotation, molecular function: RNA polymerase II cis-regulatory region sequence-specific DNA binding; zinc ion binding; DNA-binding transcription factor activity, RNA polymerase II-specific. Gene Ontology annotation, biological process: regulation of transcription by RNA polymerase II; DNA-templated transcription. Lineage: Eukaryota; Fungi; Ascomycota; Eurotiomycetes; Chaetothyriales; Herpotrichiellaceae. Gene Ontology annotation, cellular component: chromatin. The transcript has 2 exons.